This is a messenger RNA of Melospiza melodia melodia, 501 nucleotides long. RefSeq names its product olfactory receptor 14J1-like. Gene Ontology annotation, cellular component: membrane. The annotation marks the transcript as partial. The transcript is spliced from 2 exons. Gene Ontology annotation, molecular function: olfactory receptor activity; odorant binding. Gene Ontology annotation, biological process: G protein-coupled receptor signaling pathway. The record is from RefSeq and is a predicted model, not a curated record. NCBI's taxonomy places the organism in Eukaryota, Metazoa, Chordata, Aves, Passeriformes, Passerellidae.
CUGCACUAUGGGACCCUCCUGGGCAGCAGAGCUUGUGCCACCAUGGCAGCAGCUGCCUGGGCCAGUGGCUUUCUCAAUGCUUUGCUGCAAACAGCCAAUACAUUUUCCCUGCCCCUGUGCCGAGGCAAUGCCCUUGGACAGUUUUUCUGUGAAAUCCCACAGAUCCUCAAGCUCUCCUGCUCCAUGUCCUAUGUCAAGGAAGUUGGUCUCAUUGCUGUUAGUGUGUGUUUAGCAUUUGGUUGUUUUGUGUUCAUUGUUUUCUCCUAUGUGCAGAUCUUCAGGGCUGUGCUGAGGAUCCCCUCUGAGCAGAGAAGGUACAAAGCCUUUUCCACCUGCCUCCCUCACCUUGCUGUGGUCUCUCUGUACCUCAGCACGGCAGUGUUUGCCUACUUGAAGCCCCCCUCAAUGUCGUCCCCAUCCCUGGAUAUGGCCAUGUCAGUUCUGUACUCAGUGGUGCCUCCAAGCCAGGGCUGCCUGCCAGCCAUCGCCAAACUGCCUUGA